Molecule: messenger RNA, 682 nt
Organism: Impatiens glandulifera
Lineage: Eukaryota; Viridiplantae; Streptophyta; Magnoliopsida; Ericales; Balsaminaceae
Product: protein LURP-one-related 15-like
Exons: 3
Coding region: 35-646 (203 amino acids)
Source: RefSeq, a predicted model, not a curated record
CUUCUUGAUCUGUCUUUUGUUCAAACUUGUCUCAAUGACUCAACAAAUUCCAGUGAUCGGACCAGAGUAUUGCAUGAACUAUCCAGUUGAGCUAAAAAUUGUGAGAAAAGCCAUAGCUUUGACCACGGGAAACUUCAAAGUCACCGAUGUGAAUGAUAAUGAUUUGUUCAAAGUUGAAGUAAAAUGGUCUAUUCACGAUCGUCGCAUUCUUCGUGAUUCAGCAGGAAACCCAGUAAUCACUCUCCGUCAAAAGAUAAUGACUAUGCAUGCAAGAUGGCAAAUAUUUAGGGGAGAUAGCACCAACAAGAAGGAUCUUAUUUUCACGGCUAAGACGAGUUCAUGGCUGCAAUUCAAGACAAAAUUGAACGUGUUCUUGGCGUAUAACAAGAAAGAAAAAGUCUCUGAUUUUAGAUUGGAAGGAAGUUAUUCUAAAGGCUCUUGCAAAAUAUAUGUUGGACAUGGCAAGUCCAAAUCUAUUCUUGCCAAAAUGCGUAAGAAGGAGACUGUGAUGAAUGGAUUGACGGGGAAGGAUGAUUUCAGAGUGACUGUAAAUCCAAACGUAGAUUAUGCUUUCGUAGUUGCGCUCAUAGUUGUUCUCGACAAUAUUGACACAUAUAAUGAAGUAAAACAAGAACCACCAAACUAAAUUGUAGAUUAAAAUGCAUUAAUAAUGUUGGUAUUA